This is a messenger RNA of Pseudopipra pipra, 1563 nucleotides long. Its product is annotated as zinc finger protein 239-like. The coding region runs from base 40 to 1089 and encodes 349 amino acids. Gene Ontology annotation, molecular function: RNA polymerase II cis-regulatory region sequence-specific DNA binding; DNA-binding transcription factor activity, RNA polymerase II-specific. Gene Ontology annotation, biological process: regulation of DNA-templated transcription. The transcript has a single exon. The record is from RefSeq and is a predicted model, not a curated record. Lineage: Eukaryota; Metazoa; Chordata; Aves; Passeriformes; Pipridae.
CCCUUUGGGCGGGUGUUGUGCUGGCUCUGUCAGCCGAGCAUGGCCCUGGCUGCAGGACAACCCCGCUGGCGCCGCCGUCCUGCCGGGGCCGGAGUUGGGGGGAUGUCCUUGGCCUUCCCUGUGGGCCGGAGGCAAAUCCCCUCCCUGUCCUUCUUGCUUCCUGCCCCAGGCCCCGAGCUGAGGACGGAGAGCCCGGAGGACAAAUCCCCCCGGCAGAGCCUGGUGGGAGAGGCCGUUUUGAAGGGCUCCCCGGCGCAGGAAGGCAGCGGGGAGGAAAAGGCCCAGAGAUCCUCCUGGAGGAGGGGCUCCAAAGCCAGCCCAGGGUGCUCUGAGGAGGAAAGGGAAGGCGGCCGGAACCUGAGGCAGAGCUCCAACCUGGUGGUCCCUGAGCAGCCUCCCAGCAGGGAGAAGCCAUUCAGAUGCUUGGAAUGUGGGAAGAGCUUCAGGACAAGCACCAUGCUCCUCAGCCACCAGCACAUCCACACUGGGGAACGGCCCUACACAUGUAGGGAAUGUGGGAAGAGCUUCAGGCAGAGCUCCCACCUGCGCACCCACCUCCGCACCCACCAGCACAUCCACACUGAGGAACGGCCCUACACGUGUGGGGAAUGUGGGAUGAGCUUCAGGGAAAGCUCCACCCUCCUCACCCAUCAGCGCAUCCACACCGGGGAACUGCCCUACAUGUGUAGGGAAUGUGGGAAGAGGUUCAGGAACAACUCCAACCUGAUCCAACACCAGCGCAUCCACACUGGUGAACGGCCCUACUCAUGUGGGGAAUGUGGGAAGAGCUUCAGGCAGAUCUCCCACCUUCUCAAGCACCAGCACAUCCACACUGGGGAACGGCCCUACAAGUGCUUGGAGUGUGGGAAGACGUUUCAGACCAGCUCAGAUCUUCUCCUGCACCACCGGACACACACAGAUGAGAGACCCUUCCGCUGCACCGAAUGCGGGAAGGGCUUCAGCCAGAACUCCCACCUUGUCAGGCACCGACGCAUCCACACCGGGGAGAGGCCCUAUAAGUGUGGGGAGUGUGGGAAGAGCUUCACCCAGAGCGGUAACUUGACCACACAUCAAUGGACCCACCGGUAAGGGAAGCCCUCGAGUGCCCUGACUGUGGGAAGAGCUUUGGCCGCUGCUUCCACCCCCAAUGAACCCCCUGAUGGGGAGGCAACCCCUGGAGUCCAGUGACUGUCAGUCCAUCCCUUUCGACCAGAAAGGGCCAGUCCCCUUUCCCAGGGGCAGGUUCUUCCAACAGGACCCUUCCUGGGGAGGUGUGUGGAGAUUCCUGCCUUGGCUGGGGACCCCCCAUGGUCACUCCUGGAGGUUGAGAGCAGAGAUCUCCCCACGAGCGUUGGUCUGGGGGAGUUCCAUCCAUCUUUAAUUAAGAAUUAUUGCUUUUCUGCCAGCUUUAGUAGAAUUGCUUCAACAAUUGCUUUAGUGUAGAGCACUGUCCUAUCUUAUCCUGUACUCCUGGUAGUUUUAGUGUGUAUAUUGUGCAUAAUUCUGCUGAAGACCUUUUGUCUGAUCAUUUGCAACCCUAAAUAACUCAUUUCUAUCAACAGA